AUGAGAAGAGAUUUAAAUAAUUCUUAAAAUUAGUAAACAUUAGAAAACAUACAACCAAUAGGAACUAUGUAAUAUUCAUUAUAUUAAUCAAAGAUUUAGAUAUGAAUAAGCCUAUGAGUUAUUGAGUUAAGCAUUGCUUUCAAAUUCUAUCUAUGCAAUUGCUGUAUUAAUUUUAAGUUUUGAAUUUGCAUUCGAUGGAAAUAUGUUAUAUGUGAUCUAUUGCAUAUAUUCAAAAUUAUUCUUAUAAAUUCUCCAUCAAAUAUACUUUUAUAGAGCAUUUGCUAAUAUUAAUAUGUAAGAGCACAUUAUAUUUUUUAAAGAAAAUACAAUCAAGCCAUAAUGAGAUUAUUGUCACUAUUUUUUGAAGGAUGCUAUGUAUUAACAAUAAAUAUGUAUAUAAUCACUAGAACAAAUGAGUUAUUGUUAUUUUCAAACAUAUUCCCUGUUAUAAAUAUCUUUAUUUCAUUAAUAGUUAAGAUUAAUGAGGGAAAUUAGUAUUUUAAAGAAUCAGUACAAUAAAUCAAUUUGUUUUAUGUAUUUAGAAAUAUUUGUAUUUUGCUAAUAUCUAUAUUUUUCAGUUUAAAAAUAGAGGGAUAUUUUGAUAUUUAAUGGUUAUACACAUUAUGGAUGCUUUGGCUAUUAUUUAGUCUCUCAGCAUCAAUUGUUAUAUAUUACAUAUUUGUUGUAUUGGCAUUAUGUAUUCAAGUUAUUUUAGAAUAAAGCAGUCGUUAAAAAUACUUGGGUUUAUUAUUAUAAAUUAUAAUUAGUCAUAACAAAUGUAUGGAUAUUAAUAUUCAUGAUAUCUUGUUCCUCUAUGUUUUUUAUGAUACCAAUAUCAGUGUUAAAUUAUAAUUAUGGAAAUUAUUAAUUAGCUAUUGAAGUAAAUAGAAUAAUCUUAAUUGCCAACUAAAUUAUUAUAACUUAUUUUACUGUAAAAUUUAAAUCAGAAUUGAUAUCAGCAUUAUAAAUGUACUUAUCUCUUAAUGAUUCUGUAAAUCCUCUCCAUACUUUGGCUACUUAAUAAGUAGAUGCUUAACUUUAACAAUUUAAUAAAUAAGGUUUUAUAGAGAGUUAAGUUUCGGAAAAAUAAAUGUAAAUACCAAAAGUAGUUAAAAGAAUUUCGAAAACAUAUUUUGGAUUCGAUGAUUUUAAUUCAGAUAAAAAAUAAGAUUCUAAAGUUUUAGAAUAAACUAAAAAACCCACUCAUUAAAGAGCUUUAUCAUCUCAAAUUGAAAAAAACACAGAAUAAAUCAAUGAAAAAAUUAAACUUGCAUCAAUGAUGAAUUUUUAAAUUAUUGAAAAUGAAAAUUUAAAUGAAUUAAAAGGAACUUCAAUUUUGUAAGAUAAAUAAAUAGUAUAAUUUAAUUCUAAUUACUUAGUAAAAUUAACCUAGAUCAAUUUCAUUAUCAUCUAUUAAUUAAUGUUGUAUUUGUUUUGAUAAUGAUCCAGAUGCCCUAUUUAUGUAAUGUGGACAUGGUGGAGUAUGUUAUCAUUGUGCUUUAGAUAUGUGGAAAAAUAAGGAUGAAUGUUAUUUAUGCAGGAAGGUAUUAUGAUAAUUUAUAAUAAAAAUAGAAAAUUGAACGAGUGUUAUAGAUUUAAGUUUGUGAAAAUGAAAAGAAUAUAUAUUAAGUAGUUGGAGCUACAGAAUUGAAUUCAAAAUUGAAAAAAAGACAUAAAAUUAGUUAAUAACAUGAUUAAUGAUGAG
Molecule: messenger RNA, 1705 nt
Organism: Paramecium primaurelia
Lineage: Eukaryota; Ciliophora; Oligohymenophorea; Peniculida; Parameciidae
Source: the annotation of a GenBank genome assembly